Mauremys reevesii (Reeves's turtle) is the source of this 1995-nucleotide messenger RNA. Its product is annotated as lymphocyte antigen 6E-like. The record is from RefSeq and is a predicted model, not a curated record. The transcript is spliced from 3 exons. Lineage: Eukaryota; Metazoa; Chordata; Testudines; Geoemydidae. Gene Ontology annotation, molecular function: acetylcholine receptor inhibitor activity. The coding region runs from base 487 to 900 and encodes 137 amino acids.
UUAAGCCCUGGUUGUUACCCUCGCCUGGUCACACACACUGCAAAUGCCCUGUGGUCUCACAUUAAGUCUCCCUUAAUCCUUUUAAUGGGAUUGUUGCAAGACUGCCUUGUUCCGGACAGCCCCAGGAAUAUUCCUUUUAUCCUCUAGUGACUCAUCUCCCAAGGAACUCCCUUCAGUUUGCCUCUCUAAUCACACAUCUACUUUUCUGGGCUGUAUUAAGAGCCAUUCAUGUCUGUGUAGUGCUUUGCAGAUGCACUGCAUUAUGAAAUGCUAAACGCCGUGCUCUCACAGGAGAACAAAGCUAAUUAGUUUUCCCCAAGGAAAGACAAUUAAUAAUCCGCAAGGAGCUGGGAAAUAAAGCCCUCCCUGAACUCUGCUUUCUGCAGACUUGGGAGCUCAGUCAUUCCUGGCAGACAAAGAGAGAUGGUUGUGGGAUGGAGGCAGAGAUGGGUCUGAAAAGAGGGUCAGCUGAGAGUCCUGCUCAGCAUGACGCUGAGAUGCAGAGUUAGAUCAAUGGCUUGUGUGAGUCAAGGAAGCAGGUGGAGAAGGCAGCGCUGGUCGAAACAUGCGGCCUCCUUCUGGUGCUACACAUGUACCGACGAGCCCUCCAACUGGAAUUGUGUUAAAGCGACUAAGUGUGCCGACACUGACAAAUACUGCCUCACAACCUAUGCGUCUGGAGGGAUUGGCGAUAAAAAGGGGCAGCGCAUCACCAAGAAAUGCUCUCCGGUGUGUCCCCAAACAAACCUGAACCUCGGCGUAGCCGCCAUUUCUACCUCCUGCUGUGAGCAUUCCCUCUGCAACCUCAGCGGGGCCAGCAGUGUGAAAACCAGCUACCUGGUGAUGGCCACGGGGAUCUUGGCCAGUCUCAUCUACAGCCUCAGAACGGGACUGUGGUGAGGCCAGGAAAAGAGGACUUGCCAUCCCGAAGAACCAACUUGGGCCUCCCCAGAGAGAUGCCAAAAGCCUUCUGUGCAAAGCUGCCAUCCAGGCUAACACUGCCCUGUCUCUUCCGUGUCACCUCAGAUCCCCUCAGCAAGGAGUUUCUCGCUAAUUUUCUACGCUGUUGUUCUUUCUCUGAGGGCCGGGAGCUGUACCCUGAGGAUAAGAGCACUGCCCUCCCUCGUCGGGGGGUUGUGAGCAUAAACGCAUUAAAGAUAUUACGCUGAUGGAGGCUAGAUACGCACCUAAGAUUUUAUCUAUCUAUCUAUAGUUAAUAGCUCCACCUCCACCUUUGUUUUAGCAGAGCCAGAGUCGCCUCCCACCUGCUUGGUGUCGGUGACCUGGGAUGCUCAGCAGAAUGGUGCUGCCUGGAUAGAUGUGCCGGCUCUGGGGAAAGUCACCAUACAGCACAAACUACUAACACUUGUUCCACCCUCUGCCACAGACCCUGUGUCAUUCCCCCCUUCAUUCCCCCUAGCACUGUCUCUUCUCUGCCUCUCCUCGCACUCGCACCACUGAGAGCAUGAGAGCCUUCUCCUCCGCAGCUCGCUCACCAGAGCAGGCUCUCUGAGUCUCUGAACACACCUUUACUCCCAGGUCUGUCCCCUUACUACCCCUCUAAUAUUAGCCCCGAUGAAUGGAUGGGUGAAUGAACGCACCCUCUACUGUAUUCAUCUACACUUUGUUCCCAUUUCUUGUUGCUGUAAUUUUUCCCAUAUAAGCAUUGGCGGUCUUGCAUUGCUUCACCCCAUGAAAGCCCAUUUUGAUUCAUUUUGUAGGACAAAUGCUGGACACAAUAAAGUGUUUUUGUUAUUAUUCUGUUGUGGAAACGUCAGUUGUGUUAACUCUGGGAUAGCUGGAGAAAACAACCCUGCCAGCUCGGGAACAAAGAUUGGUGGGUUAAAUCUGUGCAUCACAUUUAGGCUUGGAAGGAUUCGAUUUUUAUUGAGGAAUGUGGGUAACCAUCCAUUGCACCAUCCAUACACAAAGCAACAAAAAUAAUUUCCAUUGACAGUAAUAGACAUUUACAGACAGGCAAAGCAAAAAAAAUGC